This is a messenger RNA of Toxorhynchites rutilus septentrionalis, 1809 nucleotides long. RefSeq lists its product as uncharacterized. The coding region runs from base 1 to 1809 and encodes 602 amino acids. The record is from RefSeq and is a predicted model, not a curated record. NCBI's taxonomy places the organism in Eukaryota, Metazoa, Arthropoda, Insecta, Diptera, Culicidae. The transcript is spliced from 3 exons.
AUGGCAAGCGGAGGAGGAGAACCAGCCGGAGAAGCGGUCCAGGACAUGCAAACGGCGAUUUUGCAAAUCACCCAACUUUUGCAGCGGUUUGCAGUUCCCAGGCAGCCAAAUCCGGAACACACGUUGGAAGCCCUUUCUUCCAACAUCAGCGAGUUUUCUUUCAACCCAGAAAAUGGCGUCACAUUCAAGAAAUGGUUCGCACGCUAUACCGACCUUUUCGAGAGCGACGCGCAGCAUUUGGAUGAUGCAGCCAAGGUCCGGCUGUUGCUGCGAAAAAUGGACACCGCUUCCCACAGUCGGUAUUUGAAUUACAUCCUUCCUAGGCUCCCUAAGGAUGUUACGUUCAAGGACACCGUGGAAACGUUAAUCAAAAUUUUCGGAGAACAAACCUCACUUUUCCGACGCCGGUUCCAAUGUCUCCAACUGGCGAAAAGUGAAGGAGACGACAUCAUAACCUACGGCGGAAAGGUAAACCGAGCGUGUGAAGAUUUCGAUUUUGUGAACCUAACAAUCGACCAGUUCAAAUGUCUGGUUUUCGUGACCGGACUGAAGGCAUCCAAGCACGCUGAUAUUCGGACGAGAUUGCUCACCCGGAUGGAAAACGAGAGACCGGACGCACCAGUGACUCUUCAAACUCUCAUCGACGAGUUCCAGCAGCUCGUUAAUCUGAAAGCAGACACCAGCUUGAUUGAGCAUCCAGCCAGCUCGAAAGCAGCAGCAACGCCGUGCUGGCAAUGCGGCCAGAUGCACUUCGUGAAGGAUUGCACAUACAGCAGCCAUCUGUGCAAAUCUUGCAACCGUGUGGGACACAAGGAAGGGUACUGCGGAUGCUUCACCAAGACUUCAAACGCGCCUGCUGGGGAUAAUUCCAACCAAAAGGGUAAGAAGAACCAGAAGAAGAAGACCAAGUACCAUGCCAACAUCGUUCACACUGUAAACCACACCGGUAAUCUCACCCGUUUCGUCACGACAAUGAUGAACGGACGUCAAGCCACACUGCAACUCGACAGUGACCUGGAGGAAGAUCCUCUGCCGCUGCUGGGGGAAUUCACCUGUCUCGUAGGAGUCAACGACGUCAUCAAGCCUGGACUAUGCCGAGUAACGUCAGUCAAGGGACUCAACCUGUUCGGCUCGGAAUGGAUGGACCUCUUCGAGAUGUGGACGAAACCAUUGUCAUCGUUCAUUAAUCAAGUGAAUCAAUCCAAUUCAAAUUCCUUUUCUGGAAAGCAUUUCCUCAUGCGGUUUCCCGAAGUUUUUCAGGACACUCUUGGGCAUUGCCAGAAAGCUCAAAUCAGUCUUCACCUGAAGCCAGAUGCCAGACCGAUUUUUCGACCCAAACGCCCGGUUCCAUACAACGCCAUUCCCUUGGUCGAAACCGAGCUCAAUCGUCUGCAGCAGUUGGGCAUUAUCUCACCAGUAGAUUACUCUGACUGGGCAGCUCCUAUCGUGGCAGUUCGGAAGCCGGGUGGCAAGGUUCGAAUUUGUGCCGACUACUCAACUGGGCUGAACUCGAUGCUGGAGGCGCACAAUUUUCCGCUUCCCACACCGGACGACAUCUUCUCGAAGUUGGCUGGAAGCAAAGCGUUUAGCAUAAUCGAUCUGUCGGACGCUUACCUACAGGUUGAAGUCGACGAUGCAUCGAAGCGACUCCUCACCAUCAACACCCACCGGGGCCUAUUCAACUUCAACAGGCUGGCUCCUGGUGUAAAGUCAGCACCCGGUGCUUUCCAACAGCUUAUGCACACCAUGAUUGCUGGGAUUUCCGGUGUUGAGGUUGUGUGGUACACAAUAGUAGUACGACCGGUUUGA